This is a messenger RNA of Oncorhynchus tshawytscha (Chinook salmon), 1148 nucleotides long. Its product is annotated as F-box/WD repeat-containing protein 7-like. NCBI's taxonomy places the organism in Eukaryota, Metazoa, Chordata, Actinopteri, Salmoniformes, Salmonidae. Bases 304 to 1059 code for a protein of 251 amino acids. Gene Ontology annotation, molecular function: protein binding. The record is from RefSeq and is a predicted model, not a curated record. The transcript has 7 exons.
UUUUGUCUCUCUUACAGAAGAGACUGAGCAGUACCUCUUCCUCUGACCUGAUUUUAACGUUUCAUGUUGAUAUCAGCAGUCUGCGUGUAUCUCGCCGUCUGAUGAAAGGUUGUUAGGAUGCGAUAAGCGUAUUCUAGUGGGGAAAGUGUCCAAAAUCCCCUUUAUUUCGAGUGCGAAGACAGGACAACACGCCACUAGUAACGUUAGUUACUAGCAACAGCGGCUCUCUGUUUUUUGUCGAAAGAUGCCCAGUCCCUCCUGUUCUCUCAUCUGAAGACCGUAGGAGAGAAGUCUAGUUUAGUGAUGAAACAGGACCCGUUGACCAGAGGGGGUAACACGGGUCCACCCCUGCCAGGGAGGGGAGACUCUAUGGGGGUAUCGCUGCUAGGCAGCACCCCCCCUUCCUCCUCCAUCUCCUCAAUCUCCUCCCUCUCUUCCUUCAUCUCUUCAUCUUCCUCUGGGGAAGAAAGGAGAAAGGGAGGUGGUGAGGAGUUUAUUGGCAGAGAGGAGGGGGAGGUGGUCAGCAUUUCCAUAGUUACCAUAUCGGAGGAGUCCUGGCCCUCGGAACCGUUCGGAACUGUCGGAGGUCACGUCGAGAGGAAGAGGAAGUUGGACCAUGGACCAGACAUCAGGCCUUUCCCUUCAGGCAAGAAACACUGCAAAGGUUCCAACUACCUCAGUCCCUCCAGUUUCGUUCCAUUCCAGACCACGCCCACUACCUUUGGGGACCUGCGAGCAGCCAAUGGGCAUUCAGCUCAGCGGAGACGUGUGACUUCAGGUCCGCCCCCCUCCGGCCUGCAGGACUGGCUGCACACCUUCCAGGCGUGGAGUGCUCCUGAGCGUCUAUUGGCUCUGGAUGAGUUGAUUGACACCUGUGAGUCCAAUCAGGUGAAGCACAUGAUGCAGGUUAUUGAGCCUCAGUUCCAACGAGACUUCAUCUCCCUGCUGCCCAAAGAGUUGGCCCUGUGUGUCCUGAUGUUCCUGGAGCCCAAAGAUCUGAUCAUGCUGCUCUUCCUAUACUGGCUGAGGAUAACUUCUUCUGUGGAGGGAGAAGUGUAGAGAGGAGGGUAUUGAAGAGCCCCUGGUUGUGAAGAGAAGAAACACUCUUAAACCUGGGUUCCUCCACUCGCCCUGGAAGAGUGCCUACG